This is a messenger RNA of Triticum aestivum (bread wheat), 1322 nucleotides long. RefSeq lists its product as uncharacterized. Gene Ontology annotation, cellular component: membrane. Gene Ontology annotation, biological process: CAAX-box protein processing. NCBI's taxonomy places the organism in Eukaryota, Viridiplantae, Streptophyta, Magnoliopsida, Poales, Poaceae. Gene Ontology annotation, molecular function: metalloendopeptidase activity. Bases 241 to 1116 code for a protein of 291 amino acids. The record is from RefSeq and is a predicted model, not a curated record. The transcript has 8 exons.
ACAGAACACCACCGCCCAGCCUAGAACGCUUAGCAGCAGAUAUGAACCCUGGACCUGAUUCUACCAAUCUGGACACUCAUACGUGUGGAGUAAAAAGCCAGACGAGAGAGAUUGGUUGCGCUCGUCACAAUCUGGCCUAAGUGAUGCUCGUGACUUAGCUUCGAGGAGCCGGCUCCAAUCUCGGUGUCCUCUCUCACUGUCCCUGAAUCCUACAGCUUCAAUUGUGGCCAUCCGUUGCGGAUGAUGGUGCUCGCAGCCGCAGCGAGCGCACCGUCCCUCCAAGGUUGGAAACGCCAGAUCUCAGCUGUUACCUGCCAGCAUCCACAUUCAGUCCCACUCCCACGCACUGUGUUCAGAGUAUCUGCAACAAAGAAUAAUGAGAGGAAACGGAGACGCUCCCGGAAUCUGUCCAAAGGCCCAGCAUUAAUCGCCGAAGAAGCUUCCCCGAGCAACGGCGAAAACCCCACCACCAUCCUUGAUCUCAAUGUCGAUGAUGAUGCUACUAGCGAUGAGAAAGCUGCGGGUGCCCCAAGGAGUGCUGUUCUUCAGUCUUGCACCCUCACAUCCGGCUUGCUGCUUGCAUUAGGUCUCCUUCUUCGUGAGGCAUCACACGUUGCAUCUUCAAAUGGACUGCCGUUUGCUGACCCUACGGCCGUAUCAUUCAAUUUUGAAACCUGGCAUCUCGAGUUGGUCGCCGGACUAGUAAUAUUGAUAUCGUCUACCAGAUACAUUCUGCUACAGAUAUGGCCCGAUUUCAGAGAUUCCAGUGAAGCCGCAAAUACACAGAUCCUUACUUCCCUGGAGUCUCUGGAUUACAUUGUAGUUGCUUGUCUCCCUGGGAUAAGUGAAGAGUUCCUGUUUCGAGGGGCAUUGAUGCCAAUUUUUGGAUUGAAUUGGAUAAGUGCUCUAGCAACUGGUGUCUUUUUCGGUGUUCUUCACUUGGGAAAUGGCAGGAGAUAUUCAUUUGCAGUCUGGGCAACAUUUGUUGGCCUUGCCUAUGGUUUAGCAACCAUAGCUUCCUCAAGCAUCAUAGUCCCAAUGGCUUCUCACUCCAUAAACAAUAUUAUUGGAGGCUUACUUUGGCGCUUCAGGGACAGCUCAGAAAGAGAAAUGUAGUUUGGACACACUACUGAUACUCUGGCAGCUUCAGGGACAGUACUUCCCCUUGAACAGAAGUUUUCAUUUGCAACUUCUACUUGUAGCACUAGCGUAGAAUGUUUAGUUCUUACUGGACUCGUUCUUAAAUCAGUUAAUGCAUGUAUUAUCCGUGGGUAAGUAGUCUUCAAAUCAUUUGGUGGUGAAGUAAGCUAACUAGCGAUGAC